UUGCGGUCCCUGCAGGACUUGCGCAUCAAGAAAUGCACCAAUCUCUCAAAAUCAGAACCCAAAAUUUGAGAGAUCAGAAAAGAAAGAAAGAAAGAAAGAAGAAGCCAAAAUUUAAAUGAUGAGGAACAACAUGACAACGUUGACGCGAGGUGUUGUUCGAAACUUAUUAUUGACAACUAAGUCAAAAACACCUUCCUCCUUUUACAAUCGCUCCAUUUCUUCAACCUCCUCAUCAACCUUAACCGCAACAACUACAACGACAACAGCAAAAGCAGCAGCAAUACCGUCCGACGUCGUUUCGGACGCUGUACCUGACGUGGCCGAUGUCGAUGAAGAUGAAGAAGAAGAGGUGGUGUUCUCGAACACGGAGAAGACCGCGGUGGAACCCACUCUCCUUCAGCCACGUGUCCUCGUCUAUGACGGUGUCUGCCACCUUUGUCACGGAGGGGUGAAAUGGGUGAUUCAAGCAGACAAGUAUAAGAAAAUCAAGUAUUGUUGCGUUCAGUCAAAGGCUGCUGAACCAUACUUGCGAUUGUGUGGUCUUGAACGAGAGGAUGUUCUCCGUCGCUUUUUGUUCGUUGAAGGCCCUGGCUUGUAUCACCAAGCAUCAACUGCUGCCUUGAAAGUUAUGUCAUAUUUGCCGCUACCAUACUCUGCCUUAAGCGCACUCUUGGUAGUUCCAACUCCGCUUAGGGAUCCUGUCUACGAUUACAUUGCCAAGCGACGCUAUAAUUGGUUCGGGAAGAGUGAAGAUUGUUUAGUUUUGAAAGAGAAAGAGUUGCUUGAACGUUUCAUUGAUAGGGAAGAAAUGAUGGACCGGAGUUGAUCAGAUUUGUAACUAGCCAUCACCCAUGUUUUGCUUGUACAUGCCAGUUGCUAAUUAGCCAAGCCUAUUUUUGUCCAAACCAUGAGUUUUUUUACCCGAUGAUAAGAUACUACUGCAAUAAUAUUCAACACGCACUA
Messenger RNA from Quercus lobata, 963 nucleotides. Its product is annotated as Putative thiol-disulfide oxidoreductase DCC. Lineage: Eukaryota; Viridiplantae; Streptophyta; Magnoliopsida; Fagales; Fagaceae. The record is from RefSeq and is a predicted model, not a curated record. Gene Ontology annotation, molecular function: protein-disulfide reductase activity. The transcript has 3 exons. The coding region runs from base 116 to 826 and encodes 236 amino acids.